GCUGAAGCAGUCUGUCCAGAGGCCAUAUUGGAAUCUAUGCAGUCGGCUUAUACUUUGAUGGGACUCGGUUUCUAUCGUUUUGACACUCUUCUAAUUGCUCUCUUGGCUUUAAACCCGCGGGAUUUCUACGGACAUUCUGCCCGAGACUCUGCAAAGUCCGUACGGCGAGUUGUCUCCCCUCUCCCGUUGAAGAAAUGAGUCCAACCGAUGCUAAACGAGGGGCUAAACGCAGGAAGAACAAGCGGGGCGGUGGCAGUAGCUGCAGUGCUGUCUGCAAUAGCAGCAGUGGCAAGGCCGGGGCUGCACCGGCCUUAGGCUGUACAGGAACACCAACACCUGCCUCGGUCGUCAGCUUCCUCACAUCUGGGAGUCCCGGCAGUGGAAAUAUCGGAUCCAGCGCGGCCAUAAAUGGAGAGGUCAAAGGGAACAGCAGCAUUACUCCUCAGUUUGCAGAGGGACCAGUGAACGCUGAGUUCUCCGGUGUUCUUCAGACGCCGUUCACGUUUGGCCUUAAUCAGCGGGCGCCCUACACAGCUGGAGAUCGCUGCCUUUUGUGCCGAUGCGAGCGCAAAGAUAGCAAUGUGCCUUCAGAAGCUGGUAUCAGCGGUCAGAACGGCACAGCACAGCCCCCCAGCACACCCAGUGCCCUGCAGCUGCCUCUGUGGGUAUGCUCUGACUGUAGACAUACAGUGGAGAAAGAAGACAGACGGACAACUCUAGAGCAGUCGUUAGGGAGUCAGGACUUCCUGCUGCACAUGCCUGUGACUAAUGGAAGCCUGGCUCAGACUGCAGCGCCAGCUGACAGGCUCACUACUGCUGCGCCUACACUACCCAUGCUUCCUGCUCCAGACCUUACCGCUCCAAUGCCUGCUGACACGGUGUGCAGCUGUGAAACCUGCAACGAGAGACGAGAGAUAUCUGCUGAAUCGGAGAGGGAGUCGCAGCAGCUGCAGAACCACUGGUCUGAGGUUCGUUACCUAGUGCGUUGCAUCUACCGGCAGACGGGAACACCGCUCGCAGACGACCAAGAUCAGCCUUCAGAGAGGGAUAAGGAAGGCAUGAAGGAGCUGGUGGACAGACUAUGUGUAAAAGAUCCAUAUCAGCUCUACCAGCGAUUGGAGCAGCAGGCUCGGGAGUAUGUCUUAGAAAUGAAGGUGCGGCUUCUGAAGAACCUUUCCGGAGGCUCAAAGCCUGCAGGACCUCCAGGAGGGACUGUGGCUGCAGCACAGGGUCCACCUCAGGCCCACGAGUUUAUUUCUCUUCUCCUGGAGGAGUACAACGCUUUGUGCCAGGCUGCACGCACCAUCAGCACCUUCCUUCUCACCCUGGAGAAUGAGCACCUUCAGAAGUUCCAGGUGACUUGGGAGUUGCACAACAAGCACCUUUUUGAGAAUCUGGUCUUUUCUGAACCAAUCCUACACAACAGUUUACCGGCUCUUAUUGCACAGCUGAAACAUGGUACAUCCUCUCAUGACUCGUAUAAUGAAGACAUGUAUCGGACUUUGUUGGAAAAAUACCAGCUGCUGCAGCAGGAGAUGGGUUCUGUGGCCAGUGUGUGGCAGGAAUGUGAAAAGAGGAUUGAUGAUUAUGUAGAUGAGCAGUUACUUUUUAAGGUGGAAGGUCAGAGUCUGACCAACCAAAAAACAGAGCCCCACAAGUCCUUGAUCAGCAAAAAUACUUUAAAGACAAAGCAGCGAAUGCUAAAGGAGGACUGGGAGUUCUUCAAGCAGAGAAGGUUCAUUGAAGAACAGUUACCCAACAGUAAAAAACCCUCCGCUGGAGACAACAAUUUCACAGACACUAUGAGGAUGCUCUCUUCCCGUCUUAGUAUUCCCGAUUGUCCAAACUGUAAUUAUAGAAGAAGGUGCACAUGUGAUGACUGCAGUCUCUCCCACAUCCUAACAUGUGGAAUCAUGGACUCGCCCAUCACUGAGGACCUUCACAUCAAGCUGCCUUUACAAGGGGAGCCACACAGGGACUACCUUUCAGAGGUGCACCCUCCUAGCCUCUCCUCAGGCAGUUCAGCUUCUGGCUCCAACUCCAGUUCUCCCAUUACAAUUCAGCAGCAUCCAAGGCUCAUCCUUCCCGAAGGGGAUGUCAGCACUUUCAUUAGCGACGAUGACGAAGUGCCUCCUUUGUCCAGUAAAUUUAGGAACAUCUACCCUAUGAACAGCUAUGAGGACAGCAGUGCGGUUUCAGCUGCUGUGAACGGACUUCAUCACAGCAUCAACGGGGAGGGUGGAAACGCAACACUCAAGCCAGGGUUGUCUCAGUCCCCUCAGAUUACCAGCAGCAGCAGCUCAUCGGAGGGUGAUGAGGAGGAAAUUAAUGGUCAGAACAGUGGGGAGCCCCCAGGGAAGCAGGAAGUACUUUCCCUGGGAAAAACUAACAGUCCUCCACCCUCUUACAACCACCAACAGGUAGAUCAGGUCCAGCAUGCCUGCGAGUGCCACUUGUGCAACCAGGACCCUAACUCCUCUGCUCCAGGCCCUGCUCCCUGCCUGCCCCCCAGUCGGCUCCACUCUGUGCCUCCCUCCACUGUCGAACACCAGUUCUUCACAGACAGCAAGGCAUCCCCCGCACACCCUGCCCUCCACUUAUACCCACACAUCCAUGGACACCUGCCCUUGCAGAACUUCUCCCGGCCCCUCCUCCACCCUACACUAUUCCCUCCCUGUCCACCUCUCACACACAACAAGCCUUUGCCCCCAAAUCCAGCAUCAAACCACCACUCAUCCCCCAAGCAGCCGGCCUUCAGCACAUCAUUACCAGACCAUGUAUACCAGAACUGCUUUGGUGGGACAGGCGGAGCAGGCGAUUGGAAUACCUCACUACAGUGCCUCUCUCUUAAGUUUGAAAAUCUUUGGGAUGCUGCUGUGAUGAAGAGCUGGAAUCCAUCGGUGCUGUUGCCUGAAUGUCUGCCAGGUGAAAUGCUGGGACCCCCGCUCCCUGAUGUGCCCCUUCCGCCAACAUCCAUCGGCCUCCAAGGGGAGCACCCCCCACUGCCCACACCCCUACCCACGUCCUCCUCCUCAUCACUGUCGUCGUCUUUAUCAUCGUCGUCAUCGUCGUGCUCCUCCUCAGAAGCCAAAGAGCCAAAAAAGACUGGCGCCAAGAAGAAGUGUCUCUACAAUUUCCAGGAUGCCUUCAUGGAGACCAACCGUGUAGUGAUGGCCACAUCUGCUGCCACAUCCUCUGUGUCCUGCACUGCCACUACUGUCCAGUCAAGUAAUAACCCACCCAUCCAUCUAGCAUCUAAAAGACCCAACACUAUAGAUGAUGUUUUUCACAGCCUAGGUAAAGAUGAUCACAGGCAGCCCAUGUCUGCAGCUCCUAGAAGCAACUCCAUGGGACUUGCCUCUCUUCCUCCACUCUCUGGCCCCACUCUACCCCCAGCCCCAACAUCUCAACUCUCCUCAGUGGGCUCACAGACCUUUCCAAAGAUGGCUACUCCACCCCCAGACUUUGUGGAGUCCCAUCAUGCCCUCUGCCUUCCGCCUGCUGAACCUCCAGCACCUUCAGUGGAUGGUCCAGUUAGCGCCCCCACUAGUGUCUGCAGUGACCCUGACUGUGAAGGCCAUCGCUGUGAAGGAAGUGGAUCAUAUGAACAUCCGCCCUACGAUGGCGAGGAGAGUCCAGAUGAGGAUAGCUGCUCCGAGCACAGCUCCUCCACCUCCACUUCAACCAACCAGAAGGAGGGAAAGUACUGUGACUGCUGCUACUGCGAGUUCUUUGGGCAUGGCGGGCCACCAGCUGCUCCAACCAGCCGAAAUUAUGCAGAGAUGCGGGAGAAGCUGCGCUUGCGUCUCACAAAGCGUAAGGAGGAGCAACCAAAGCGUGAGGAGCAGCAGCCAGUGAUAGAAAGAGAUGGAGGGGUGGAGGACCACAGGCGGGUGGAGGACCUUUUGCAGUUUAUUAACAGCGCAGACAAUAAACCUGCAUCCAGCACUAAGGCUGCCAAACGAGCCAGACAUAAACAAAAAAAGAUGGAGGAGAAAGCUCGCUUGGAGGCAGAGGCCCGUGAAAAGGAGGAGCAGCAGUUGCUGGAGGAGCAGCGACGGCGGCAGGAAGAGGAAGAGGCGGCACUUCAAAAAGAACUGCUACGGCUGCAGGAGCUGCAGCACCAUCGCGCUGCCAAGAAGAAAAAGAAAGAGAAAGCAAAGGAGAACACCGCACCCCCUCAUAACAACCCACAACCCCUCAAACAGACAGCUCAGAAUGUCCUAGAUAACCUUCAGAACGGAAAUUCGCAGCUGCUUAAAAACCUUAUCCACUUCUCUGACCAGAAAGAACACAAAUUAGAACCUGUACCCCAGCCCAUCUCUCAGCACACCUCAAAGUGUGCCCCUGAAACGAGGCUUUCUAAUGAGACCAACUCUACAGCUAAUCUCCUCAAUGGCGCACCUUCCACUGUUGGCUGUAAAAGUAAAGCCAAGCCAUCAGGGAAAGUCUCAUGUUGUGACUCCAUUGCAAAGAGAGUGCCAGAACUGCCCAAGAGCUCAGAUGAGGUCACAAAGACUAACAAUACCACCCCCAUUAUUACAGAAGAUACCAAAGCAACACGAAUCAGGCCCGCUGAGACCCUGACUUCUACACCCACAACAGAACCACGCAAGGAGGAAAGGAGUAAUAGCAGAUGUGUCAGUGGAAAAAGGCAGCAACCACAACAGCCCCUUACCCAAAUCAAGGAAAGCAGGACAAGCCCCCCUGUGUCAAACCCUUCCCCAUCUCUCCCUCCAGCCUCCCACUCUGAGCCCCAACAAAAUGGCAAACCUCCCACUGCAGAGUCCCCCCAACCCAAAGGCAAGAGCAAGAAAAGCAAGAAGAAGAAGGGGGACAAGAUGAAUACCUCUAUAGAUGACGUAUUCUUGCCCAAAGACAUCGACCUUGAUAGCACAGAAAUGGAUGAAACUGAGAGGGAGGUGGAGUAUUUCAAAAGAUUUUGCUUGGACUCUGCCAGACAGACUCGUCAGCGGCUCUCCAUAAACUGGUCAAACUUUAGCUUGAAGAAAGCUACCUUUGCUGCACAUUGAGGGUGUUGUUAACUUAUCGGAACACAAAUCAUUACCCUGAUUGCUAUAUCAAGCCACCCUUCACCCGUGACCCAUCACCUUCACCCACUUGUCCCCCCCAGACCUUCUCUCCUGCUGUGCCCAGACCACACCCACGCUGCCUUGCUUUGUUCUUGUUCCUAUGUGGUACCACCACAGAUCCAUCUGGACUAAUUUACCUGCAAAGAUUCAAUGGAAAUGAUACAAAAAGAAUCACAGAAAGCUAUUCUACAUCUGAUUAAUCUUCCUUGCGUGCUUGUGUGCUUUUAGGGUUUCUUUUGACUAUAAUGGCCACCGGCAAACCUGUAGUCAAAAGAUGCUUAUUAUUUCUGGAUGGUUUCCUUAUGAAAAAAAGAGACUAUGGAAACUAGAAAAAAAUGUCUGAAUUAAAGCUGUAUUUGACAUUUUGUGGCUUACUAUCCUAUCGUUCCACGGUGUCUAUUCUACUUGAUUCACAAGGAAUAGGCUUUGUCUGCUGGUUUCCCCUUCCCUCCGCCCCCACCGCCUCCAUCCAAUUUCAUAGAAUGGAGGAAGCUGUAAUACUUGACAAUGUUCUUUUUUUGGUUCUAAGUUCUGUUUAAAAUUAUUAGGAAAUAUCCGUUAUUUUUCUUUCUUUUCUUUGACCUGUAGCCAGCUUGUGUCAAUACUUACAGAAUGAAAUCGAAAAAGAACAAUACUCACACUAUCAACAUGUUAUAGAGUGUAUAUUGUAUUAACACUGAAGCCAGUCCGGCUACUUUUAACAUAUUGUUAAGUAAUAUUAAAUCUUGUCUUUCUUUUUUGAAAGAUGGAAUACAGUAGAAUGGCAGGCUUACGUGUCUUGUGUCAAAUUUUAUUUUCUGUAUACGGUAAAUUAAAACAAUAUAAAAGGGUAAA
Molecule: messenger RNA, 5927 nt
Organism: Cyprinodon tularosa
Lineage: Eukaryota; Metazoa; Chordata; Actinopteri; Cyprinodontiformes; Cyprinodontidae
Gene: fam193a
Product: family with sequence similarity 193 member A
Exons: 23
Coding region: 195-5033 (1612 amino acids)
Source: RefSeq, a predicted model, not a curated record